UCCAGCACUAAUAUACAUUGAGCUUACUUAUUUCUUGUUGAUAUUCAGCUCGGUCAUAAAAUAACUUUGAAUAAAAGUAACGUUUAUUAAUUUUAAGAUAUAUACCUAUAUUUGAAUUAACUUCAUAAUUUAAUUUGACAAAUUAAAAAUGUCAUAUCAAAAUAUGAAAAGUGAAAAGAAAGAUUUUGGCCCCCUCGUCGGUGCUAUAGAUGAAGGAACAUCAAGCACAAGAUUUAUGGUUUUUGCUGCAAAAACAGCGGAAGUCAUAACAUACCAUCAAGUUAAUAUACCCAGCAUAACACCGUUUGAAGGAUGGGUUGAGCAAGAUGCCGAGUUAAUUUUAAAAGCGAUUAUUGAAACCAUCGAUGUAACUUGUGAUAAUUUGCAAAAAUUGGAUGUUUCUAAAGAGGAUAUAGUCGCUAUUGGGAUAACUAAUCAAAGGGAGACGACUGUUUUGUGGGAUUCCCAAACUGGAAAACCUUUAUAUAAUGCUUUAGUUUGGCUUGAUAUGCGUACCUCAGACACAGUUGAUAAAGUACUCGAUAAUGGGUAUAGACGUAAAAGUUUUUUAAAAACGUAUUGUGGCUUACCGGUAAGCACCUAUUUUAGCGCAUUAAAAAUUCGAUGGUUAAUGGAUAACGUUGAAGAAGUUAGAAAAGCAAUCGAAGAACAACGUUGUUUAUUUGGAACGAUUGAUACGUGGAUAAUUUGGAACCUAACCGGGGGUGUUAUUAGUGGAUUACACAUCACCGAUGUUACCAAUGCUUCGAGAACUAUGUUAAUGAACAUAGAAACUUUAAAAUGGGAUACUUUUUUAUGCGACACUUUUGAUAUUCCUAUUGAGAUUUUGCCACAAAUUAAAAGUUCCGCCGAAAUUUACGGUUAUCUUACUGAAACUCUUUUAAAAGGAGUUCCAAUUUCUGGAUGUUUAGGAGAUCAACAAGCUGCUUUAGUUGGUCAAAAAUGUUUUUUAAAAGGACAAGCAAAAAAUACUUAUGGAACGGGAUGUUUUUUAUUAUACAACACAGGAACUUCGUUAGUUCAAUCAACUCACGGAUUAUUAACAACGGUUGGAUAUAAACUUGGCCCAAAAGCACCAACUAUUUACGCAUUAGAAGGAGCAAUUGCAAUAGCAGGUAAAAAAUUAUUCUUAUCCACACAAUUCUCUCAUCUUAUCCACUUAGGUGUCGCAUUACAAUGGCUUAGAGAUAACUUAAACGUUUUAAAAUCCACCCCCGAAUCCAACGAAAUCGCUCAAUCGGCAGGUUCUCGCGGAGAAAUUUAUUUCGUUCCAGCUUUUUCCGGAUUAUACGCCCCGUAUUGGAGAAAAGACGCGAGAAGCGUCAUGUGUGGAUUAACCGAAUCUACAAAACCAGGGCAUAUCGUAAAGGCAGCUUUAGAAGCUGUCGCGUUUCAAGUACGAGACAUCCUCGAGGCGAUGUCUUUAGAUAGUGGGUACAAAAUUAAAAAGCUUUUGGUUAACGGCGGGAUGACGGCUAAUAACUUUUUAAUGCAAGUUCAAGCCGAUUAUAGCGGCGUCCCCGUUGUUCGACCUGUAAUGGCCGAAACAACAGCUCUUGGUGCUGCAAUGGCUGCUGGAUACGCCGAUGGCAUAAACGUAUGGGAUUUUGCAACGAUGCUUGAUAUUCCGAGUGAUACUUUUAUGCCAAAGAUGACUAAUAAAAGUAAUUUCAACAAUAAAAAGGAUUUAUUUAUUUUUAUUUCAUUUUUAGUGCGCAAUGAACGUUAUUAUUAUUGGAAAAUGGCGAUUGCGCGGAGUUUAAAUUGGCAUGAUGAUUUGGAUAAGGAUGAUACAGAUCUCCCCACUUUACCUGCAUUAAGUAGCAUGAAUAUUAAAGAAAAAGGUAAAGGUCAAGAAGAAGAAAGUUUACCUGAAGUUAGCACUUUUACAGUUACUAUGUUUAUAAUAUCUUAUAUUACUCUUCUUGUUGCUGCAAAUUACAUUUCAAAACGUCCUUAAUAAACUAAUUAUUUAUUUAUUUA
This is a messenger RNA of Onthophagus taurus, 2004 nucleotides long. The record is from RefSeq and is a predicted model, not a curated record. NCBI's taxonomy places the organism in Eukaryota, Metazoa, Arthropoda, Insecta, Coleoptera, Scarabaeidae.